AUUUCCCCGAAAAAAAAAGAAAAAAAAGGUAAUCCCAAUCCUGUGGAGAGGUUGGGCCGGCCGACGGCCCAAAUCGCAAUGGCAAACCGAUCGGCCCAACACAUGGUCUCCCCGUGGGCCUUAACCCCAAAAGCAAGCAAACCCCCCUCGCCGGCGACCGCCUCCCUGGGAAACCGACGCAUCCGCCGCCGCCGCCGCCCGGCUCCCUCCCGCGCUUCGCCGCUUCAGCUCCUCUCGUGCCAGCGAUGCCGCCGGCGAAGAAGAUCACGCUCCUGCAGACGGUGGCGUUCGCCGGAGUCUUCUCCGCCGUCUCCUGCUGGUAUGGAUUCAUGUUUGGGAGGGAGUCUGCGCGGCGUGAGCUUGGUGGAAUCAUUGAAGACCUCCGCAGCAGCGGCGGCAGUGGCUGCUCCACCAACUCCGCGGCUUCCCCCGAUUCUGACGCUCAUUCCAAACCCUAGCUCGUGCUACAGAAUCCUAGAAUGGGACUACCACCAAUGAAGAACCCUCAAAUGUCCCUCUCUUGAGGUGAUAACAAGGCCAACCAGAGAUAACCACUUCAUAAGAAAAGGUUUGAAUAAAGAGGACAUAGCUAUCAGUAGAGGAAUCUCUUGCUCUUUAAUCUCUCUCUUUCUCUCUCUCUCUCUCUCCCUAUUGAUGUGCACUUUCAGUCCUCUCCUUUUCAAGCACUUGAUACAACCUUGAUAGGCUCUCUUGUCCUUCUCAUGGUGGUGAGCUCAUGUCAGGAUGGGCCCUUGACUUUGCUCUUUUCUUGCAGUCACACUACAUCUUUUGGAAUAAUCUCCAGUGCCGUGGCACUAUGCAGAAUUCGCAUAUGUCACUAAAUAUAAAUUGUCAAUGGCCCAUCGAUUUGUGAUCUAGCUCUGAAGCAUCCAUGAGACCAUGACGCAUUCCGUAACCUUGUUUAGUUGUAUCUGCUUCUGGGACUUCCAGUAAAUAUAUGGUUUCUUCUCCUUUCUUUUGUGUGUGUUUGUUGAGAGUUCAUUGUCUUCACUCAUUGGCUACUAGGAUGUCUUGAAUUAGACUAUUUUGGAUUAUGCAUAAGAUUAAUCAGUUGCCCCCAGAAAAAAAAGAGAGUACAAAAUGGGUGUGCCACUUACCUAUUAUUUUGCUGCUAAUUUGUGCAUGGAAUUCUCUAGUCAAAACCCAAAAGUGCAACUGGGCAAGUAAUAGGAUCAUGAACGUGUGUUAGUUUUGUUCCAUUAUCUCUUCCGGCACAAUGAUUUAUUGUGUUGACUGCCAAAACACUGGAAAAUUACUCUCCUAGGAUUUCUUUGGAAAAAACCAAAAUGACGUGCUAAAUAGUCUAACUGAUGGAUAAAACAUGAUGUCAAAGGGAAGAAAAAAAGUGCAAUUAGCUAGAUAAGACAUCAACUCUACCUCUGCCCAUGUUAUUGAUUGCUCUAGGCGAUGGGACGUAAAGUGUCCUCUCUGUUUUAGUUUUUUUUGGAACAUGCAAGUCGUGAUCAUGAAAUGGCUGGUUGGAACAUGCAAGAUUGCUCUCUGCUUAAUCAGUUUGCUGCAAAAUGAAGGCAACAUGAUGCGUAUAUACGCAACUUUGGUAUCUCGUACCAAUAGUACCUUGAUUGCAGAAAUAUCUUGGUGCGAUGAUGAGUCAUGGGAAAGUAAGGACAUAAAACACUGGCAAAUUGGAUGUGAAGUCCGGGAGAGAACAUGACUGUAGAGUGGAGACUAGUCUUCCAACAUAAGCCUUAGAAAAAGUGACCAAGUUGUACGAUAGUUCUAUGAUAAAGUUAGUUGGCAUCGCCCGGACUUGAAGGCCAAGUGUACUGUGCCAUCUCCAUCCUUAGUUUGUUGCAUAAUAAUCGUACUUAAGUUGAUCAAGAAAUGAAAAGUGAGAAGAGCAAGAACUUAAGGAAAACAAGAGCAAUCUUGAUCUCAUAAUCUCUCGUAGCAUACAAAAUUUAAGUUGAUGAUUUGUAGUAGUAUGUACAAAACGAAUAGUACAUGCAAGUUAGGAGUUGCUCCUGGUAACAUGCAUGGAUGAAACAGUCUCUAUGAUCUGCACACAUAUCGAUCAGACCACGUCCAAGAUUACAAGUUGUUCAUACAACAUGUCCAGUUAUUCAUCUGAUAAUCUCUCACCGUAGCUGUUGCUGCAAUUAAGUGGUAAUUUCAUAUCCCUGCAGAUCUCUCUUCCAUCUAUCUGAAUAUCUCUUGUGUAGAAGAGAAAUUAACAAACCCUGCAUAUGUAUAUGCAACUAUGCAA
This is a messenger RNA of Oryza sativa Japonica Group (Japanese rice), 2248 nucleotides long. RefSeq lists its product as uncharacterized. NCBI's taxonomy places the organism in Eukaryota, Viridiplantae, Streptophyta, Magnoliopsida, Poales, Poaceae. The record is from RefSeq and is a predicted model, not a curated record.